AUGUGCCAAUAUGAUGAAAACGAUGAUGAUAAAUAUAAAUAUGAUGUUUAUAAUGAAGAUUGCUUAGAAAAUCGUACGCAUGAAGAAAAUUACAUUACAGAAAAUGAUGGGAAAGUAAAAACGGAAAUGUACGUUCCUGGUACUACAUAUAAAGAACUCACUAUUGCGGACGAAAAAGCUUCAUCAGACGAUCAUCAUCCAGGAUUCUUUCAAAAGGCUUCAACAAAAGUUCUUUUUGCUAUAGCCAUAAUAUUGGCCUUAAUUAUUGGGAUCAUAUUAAUUUACUAUAUUAGGCAUACUAUUUGUCAUAUUCCACGUGAAAUUAGAGAAGUCGACCCCCCAUUAUCCAAGGAUAAUCCUUCAACAGGAAUUACCACACCGCCUCAUGUUCCGCCUCAAACGCCUCAAAAGUCUCAAACUCCUCUUCAAUCAACAAUAAGUUCAAGCAGCACGCUAGAUGAUACGCAAAACACAACAAAUGAUGAUGAGAGAAUUACAAUUAAUUAUAUAGACAAAUAUGAAGGUUCUUCACAAGAAUCCGUAUCAAGUUCGCCUCGUGGAAGGCCUCCUUCUUUAGACGACUCUACUAAAAAUGAUCCUUUACACCCUCGAUCUCCUCCAGAAAUUCAACAUCCACCUCCACAAAGUAUACCACAUGAUACAUCUGAUGACAUCGUGAGACCAUUACUUCACAUGGGAUCGCAAAAUACAAAUCCCGAACCCUUACUUCCUAUUCAACUUCCAAAUACACGUGAUUAUUAUUCCCCCCCAAGGACAAUUGUGGUUGAACCUACGCUUGUUCAUCAUGGUAGACAGGGAAGUGAUACUUCAUAUCAACAUCAGCAUUCACCAUUAUCGGGAAAUCCGCGGCCAGAUUCAUCAACUCUUGAGGCUCCAACCGAUAGUACCGGCCCUCCGGCACCAGGAAUUCCUCCUUCUAGAUCACAAUCUCGACGUGGACGUUCUCAUCGAGGACAAUAA
Funneliformis geosporum is the source of this 981-nucleotide messenger RNA. NCBI's taxonomy places the organism in Eukaryota, Fungi, Glomeromycota, Glomeromycetes, Glomerales, Glomeraceae. The record is from the annotation of a GenBank genome assembly.